AUGCUUCGCCAAACGGUCCGGACGGUUCGACGAGGCGUGAGCCAGGCGAGGGUGCGCUCGUAUGCAACGGAGUCACCAGAGUACCGUAUUGACACCCUCGAUAACGGCGUCAAAGUGGUGACGUCGCCGGUUCCCUGUCAUUUUGCGGCCGCCGGCAUCUACAUCUCUGCGGGGUCCCGCUACGAGUCCCCACAACUGAGCGGCUCCAGCCACCUCAUGGACCGGCUGUCCUUCAAAUCCACCAAAGACUACACACAAGAGCAGAUGGAGCAGAAUCUUUUGCACCUGGGCGGCAACUACAUGUGCUCGUCAUCCCGGGAAACCAUGCUGUACCAAGCGUCCACUUUCCAUGACGAUUUCAGCGCGAUGGUCGAGCUGCUGGCUGAGACGGUCACCAAGCCGCUCAUUACCCCAGAAGAGGUCUCUGAGCAGGUUCUCAACACGGAGUAUGAGAUUCAGGAGAUUUGGCAAAAGCCCGACCUGAUCCUGCCAGAAAUUGGCCACUCUACUGCAUUUUCAGACGGCCUGGGCCGCCCUCUACUGUGUCCCGAGGAGCGGCUGCCUCUAAUUACCCCGGGCAUGCUUUGGCAAUACCGCCACCAGCUGUACACUCCGUCACGUAUGACGGCUGCGUUUGUCGGUGUUUCCCCGGAUCAAGCGCUCGACCUGGCAAACAAACACUUGGGCGACCUGCCUAAAUCAACCAUCACCGUCCCGCCUCUUCAGCAAUCGACAUACACGGGAGGCGAAGCGUGCAUCCCCUUGCCAAAGCCCAUCGGCGGCUUGCCAGAGUUUUAUCACCUGCAGGUUUUGUACCGGGGUGUAGGCAUUAAUGACCCUGAUGUAUAUGCUCUGGCUACUCUUCAAGUGCUACUUGGUGGUGGCGGAUCAUUCUCCGCUGGAGGACCCGGCAAGGGAAUGUAUUCGAGACUCUACACAAACGUUCUCAACAAGUACGGCUACGUCGAAUCUGCGUUGGGCGUCAACCACUCGUACAGCGAUGACGGCCUCUUUGGUAUUACUUGUUCGACCAUACCGCAGGCUGCGCAGUACAUUAGCUAUAUCAUCGGCUCGCAGCUGUCUCUGCUGAUGACACCGGGCGAGCUCAAGACUGUGGAGGUUGAGCGGGCCAAAAACCAGCUGCGAUCACAGCUGCUCAUGAAUUUGGAGAGUCGCAUGGUUGAGCUGGAAGAUAUGGGCCGCCAAGUCCAGCUCAAUGGAACGAAAAUGCCUGUGUCUGACAUGGUGGAGCGGGUUGAUCGCCUAACUAUCAACGACCUUCAGCGGGUCGCCCGUCGUGUUCUGACCAGUGGGCCCCCGACUGUUGUUAUGCAGGGACCGCGUGAAUCGUUCGGAGAUGUUGCAGACGUUCUUGGUCAGUUUGGUUUGGGGAAAAAGUAA
Messenger RNA from Wickerhamiella sorbophila, 1401 nucleotides. RefSeq names its product Mitochondrial-processing peptidase subunit alpha. The record is from RefSeq and is a predicted model, not a curated record. NCBI's taxonomy places the organism in Eukaryota, Fungi, Ascomycota, Dipodascomycetes, Dipodascales, Trichomonascaceae. Gene Ontology annotation, cellular component: mitochondrion. Bases 1 to 1401 code for a protein of 466 amino acids. Gene Ontology annotation, molecular function: metal ion binding; metalloendopeptidase activity. The transcript has a single exon.